Xiphias gladius (swordfish) is the source of this 2270-nucleotide messenger RNA. RefSeq names its product CPD photolyase (gene cpdp). Gene Ontology annotation, biological process: photoreactive repair. The transcript has 10 exons. The record is from RefSeq and is a predicted model, not a curated record. Gene Ontology annotation, molecular function: deoxyribodipyrimidine photo-lyase activity. Bases 90 to 1736 code for a protein of 548 amino acids. NCBI's taxonomy places the organism in Eukaryota, Metazoa, Chordata, Actinopteri, Istiophoriformes, Xiphiidae.
ACACCCGCAAACGUGUGCUACAACGACAGUUGUUUGUUCUGCCAAGGUCCAAUUUCGAAUUCCAGUCUACUUCAGCUCGUAUCCACUGUAUGCUGCGCGGCAUUAGGAGGAGGCGACUCUUGAAGCUUGUUGUCCACAGUGAUCGGUGGCCCAGCUCGAUUCUCUCCCGCUUGCCCGAAUCAUUCACCAGUGAAACCAUCAUGUCAGACAAAAAACGGAAGGCAGCGUCCGCUCCUGCUGGUAAAGAGCCCAAUGCCAAGCAGCAGAAGUUGGGUCCCAUGAAGGCGGAGAAGGAGGAGAGAGCCGGGGGCUGGCUGCAGCACCUCGUGAAGCAACAACGGUCGGAGAAGAAGGACAUGAAGUUCAACAAAAAGCGCCUCCGUUUUAUAUCUGACGCUGAAAAGAUAAAGCAGGGCUCAGAGGGUGUCCUGUACUGGAUGUCGAGAGACCACAGAGUACAAGAUAACUGGGCGCUGAUCCAGGCGCAGCGGCUUGCUGCGAAGGAAAACCUUCCUCUGCACAUUUGUGUCUGCCUGGUUGUCCCCAAAUCAGAGCUGUCCACUCUGAGACAUUACAGCUUUAUGCUGAAAGGUCUGAAAGAAGUUGCAAAGGAAUGUAAAGCCUUAGACAUCCAGUUCCACUUGCUCGAUGGUUCAGCGGGGGAAGUUCUCCCUGGCUUUGUGUCUGACCGCAGCCUGGGGGCAGUAGUGACAGACUUUUCCCCUCUCAGAGAGCCACUAGGGUGGUUGGAGGACGUCAAAAAGAGGCUACCAGAGAGCAUUCCCCUAAUACAGGUUGACGCUCAUAAUAUUGUUCCCUGCUGGGUGGCAUCACCUAAACUUGAGUACUCCGCCAGGACGAUUAGAGGAAAAAUCACCAAUCUUUUGCCAGAGUUCCUCACUGAUUUUCCUCUGGUAGAGAAACAUCCCUACACAGCUACAAGAACCGCCAAACCAAUAGACUGGGACAAAAUCCUGGCCUCCCUAGAGGUUGACAGAGCAGUAGGAGAGCCAGAGUGGGCUAAGCCAGGCACUAUGGCAGGAAUGGCCAUGUUGGAGUCCUUCAUUGAUGUACGCCUUAAACUGUUUGGCACCCAACGUAACGACCCAAAUGCUGCCGCCCUAAGCCAGCUCUCCCCCUGGAUCCGCUUUGGCCACGUGUCAGCCCAGCGUAUGGCUCUGCAAGUUCAGCGCAGUGGGAAGAACGCAAGUCAGUCCAUCUCCUCCUUCAUCGAGGAGCUGGUGGUGCGCAGGGAGCUGACUGACAACUUCUGCUUCUACAACAAGAAAUACGACAGCGUGGAGGGUGCAUAUGAGUGGGCUCAGAAGACCUUGAAAGAUCAUGCCAAAGAUAAGAGGCCGUAUCUCUACACGCGUCAGCAGCUGGAGAAAGCAAAGACACAUGACAAACUUUGGAACGCAGCUCAGUACCAGAUGGUCACCGAGGGGAAGAUGCAUGGUUUCUUGAGGAUGUACUGGGCCAAAAAGAUUCUUGAGUGGACUUCUUCACCAGAGGAGGCGCUCUCCAUCGCCCUGUACCUUAACGAUCGCUAUGAGCUGGAUGGCCAGGACCCUAAUGGAUUUGUCGGAUGUAUGUGGUCUAUUUGCGGCAUCCAUGAUCAGGGCUGGGCAGAGAGACCUGUUUUCGGAAAGAUCCGCUACAUGAACUACAAAGGCUGCACUCGAAAGUUUGACGUACCCCGAUUUGAACGAAAGUACUGUCCCAAAAACCUCUGAACCACAAACUGUUUUGAAGAAUGGGAAUAAAAUGCCUGACAGCCUACAUCUCCUACAGUUGUACCCAGUGAGCGUAUCUACAGCGUCUCUAGCAGAUUUUCUUCUUUUCUUUAUUCCUUGCUGCUUUGUUAUGUCCAAAACAUUCAGUAUAUUAUCGCUCAGUCUGUUGUUUUUACUGAGUAUUCAGACAUGUUGUUCAUGUGUGACUGUAAGCUGUUUUCUGGUGGUUUACUGUAUGGUGUGAUGUUGCUUAACUUAACAUUAGAUUAUGAUUUGUGGAGCUCACUUAGCAGAAAGAGCUUUUUACUUUGGUUACUUUGCUUUUUUUAAUGCUACUUUUAUAACGCAGUUUUUGUUUUGUUUUUUUUACUUCUCGUUUUUACUCUAAAUUUUAUUUUAAGAAAAUGCCUUGUUUCCACUUGAUGUUUUUUUUUUACAGGUGCUCAGGGGAUUUGACUCCUUUUUCUUAAAAGCUGUCUUUUCAUACCAAACUGUAAACAAAAUUAAAGUAAUAAAACAUCUUAUGUUCGUUAA